Messenger RNA from Alexandromys fortis (reed vole), 2229 nucleotides. It is a transcript of the gene Idnk, whose product is annotated as IDNK gluconokinase. Gene Ontology annotation, cellular component: cytoplasm. Gene Ontology annotation, molecular function: gluconokinase activity. The record is from RefSeq and is a predicted model, not a curated record. The transcript has 5 exons. The coding region runs from base 824 to 1252 and encodes 142 amino acids. NCBI's taxonomy places the organism in Eukaryota, Metazoa, Chordata, Mammalia, Rodentia, Cricetidae.
GGCGCCCUGAGCCCUGGGAGCCCUGCCUUUGCCGCCCCUGCCGAGGUCUCCUGCUCUCCUGCCCCGCUAGCCGCUCCCCAGGGUCACCACGGAUGAAAGCCGAGGUCCUGGUGGUCGUGGCUAGCUCCGGGGAAUGAAGGUCGGGCGUAGGGAGGCUGCUGGAGUACAGAGAGGAGUUGUUACAGGAAAGACGCAGCCCGCCACAGCUUUUAGCUCCAGCCUUACAAACCUGGACCUCAGGCAUCUUGCCGAGCAAGUGGGAGGGUGCAAAGUCCCAAACCAAGAGGCGAACCUUGUCCUGGGUCUGUAAAGCUCUGUCUGGUUGGGCAGAUGGUUCCCCUCCUGGGUGAGUUUCCGGAUUUUUCUGAAUAGACAUUGAAAAGUGAAGAUCACCCUGCAAGGUAUCACAUCUUCCUUGAUCGUGUUCCUGCUUAAGCUGGAAUGUUCAUAUGGAACGUACCCAGGACUCUGCAAACUAUGCAGUUUCUUCCCAGCCCGGUGCAGCCAGCUUAGAAGUAAGCCAGCAGUAGGCAUUUCGUUUGAUAGACACCGCACUGCACCGAUAUAACCCAGACACCAAACUGCAACACGCAACUACAGGCAACAAAAUAGAUGUUAACUGGUGAACCAGAGGUUCGUAGUCACACGUUGGGGCGCCCUUUGACCUUCAGUCAAGGUGGGGCGACCCACUUCUGUGGGCCCCCACACCAGUGACCUACCAGGAACUUUCCAAACGGUAAGAUCUACCGUGGGCACACUGCUGGCCUCCAAGCUGGGAUGGAAAUUCUAUGAUGCCGAUGAUUACCACUCUGAAGAGAAUCGGAUGAAGAUGGGGAGAGGGGUACCGCUGAGCGACCAGGACAGGAUUCCAUGGCUCUGCAGCUUGCAUGACAUAUUAGUAAGAGAUGUGGCCUUGGGACAGCAUGUCAUUCUAGCCUGUUCAGCCCUGAAGAAAAUAUACAGAGACAUCUUGAUACAGGGAAGAAGCGAUGGGCCCCUGAAAAGCGAUGGGUCCGCAGAGGAAAGGCUAGCCGGCCAACAGCUCUUGGUGGUCUAUCUCAGCGGCUCGUUUGAGAUCAUUUCCAGACGCCUGUCCCAACGAAAAGGACAUUUUAUGCCGCCCGAGUUACUGCAGUCCCAGUUCAGCAUUCUGGAGCCUCCGUCAGCUCCUGAAAACUUCAUCCAGGUCAGCGUGGACCAAAGUCUCUCGGAGAUCGCCGAUGCUGUUCUGGAAGCUCUGCCAAUGAAGUAAUCAUUCCACACCUGCAGGGUAGGCGCGCUCUAGUUCAAGGUCCUCCUCGCCAGUGUAUUCUAAGUUCCUAAUUGAGAGCAAACUGCGGUACGUGGAGAGCACCGUUUGCCUGUAUGGACUCGGUGUGCAGGUGUCCCGCAGGUGUUCUCCAGGUGUCCCGCAGGUGUCCUGCAGGUGUGCCAGGAGGAGGGGUAAGGAUGGUAAAAGUUAAGCUUAAACUUAAAUCGUAUAUAAUGGAACCAGAUGGUCAGUGGUAAUUGUGCAAUCAAUGCUAGAAAUCACUCCCGUUUGAGAGAACAAUGCCUUGUGGUUGUGUCUGCACAAAUGGAUGAAAUAUGCUACCCUGGGGGCCCGCUGGAAUUGGUCUCAGCAAUAGAAACCUGAAUCAAAACAGCCACUGACUGCAGGCAUUUCACACCAUACUGCUGUUGGUUUUCAAACAGGGUGUCGCUGUGUAACAGCUCUAGCUGUCCUGGAAUUCACUCUGUAGAGCAUCCUGAAGCCCAGAGAUCUGCCUGCUUCUGCCUCCCCAGUGCUGGGAUUAAAGGUGUGCAUUACCAUAACUGGCUUCAUCUUCAUACAUAGGUCAUUAUGUUCUAUAAUCUGCCAUUAUGCUUUGCUUUAAUUCAUCCCCCUUCACAGCCUUCCCCUGCCCUUGUCCCCUGCUCCUCCUUGGCAGGUUCCCUUCCUUUCCCCAGGAAGGAAACCUUCCUGCAUUCAUGGUUUCUCAGUCUUUCUUAAGAUCUCUUCCUGCCUGCUUGGUGUACACAUCAUAUAUGUAUAUAAAACUUUAAGUUCAGGUCCUGCUUGGGAGAGAAUUGGGCCUUUUUACAACUAUAUAGAAUUCCAUUGUGUACGUACAUCACACUUAAAACUUUUUUUUUAAAGCUGUGUAAGACAUGUACACCAGGCUGGUCUAGAACUCAGAGAGAUCUGCCUGCCUCCUGAGUGCUGAAAUUAAAGGUGCACACACAACC